Molecule: messenger RNA, 609 nt
Organism: Phytophthora sojae
Lineage: Eukaryota; Oomycota; Peronosporomycetes; Peronosporales; Peronosporaceae
Exons: 1
Coding region: 1-609 (202 amino acids)
Source: RefSeq, a predicted model, not a curated record
AUGCCCAACGAAGUCUCAUGCGAACGUAGAUCGGUCACUAUCAAGAUGGAGCACAACCUCGCCGAUCAACUGAACUGUAUGGAGGCAACCCACAAACUUGAGCUGCAGUGCAUGGUUCAGAGGCACGAGGAGUCCAGUCGAGCGCUCGAGUUGGCUCGGGCAGACACGUGUAAGCUGAGAAAAGAACUUGCAGGGAUCAGGGAGCAGGUCUCCCGAGUUCGCCGCCUCUUUGAGCAAGAGGGAGCAGCGCAGAAUGUGGCCCUGCAGCAGAUUAAGGCCUCACGGAGGAGAACUACCGGGCUGCUUGCCGUGCUCAAUGGUGCGUUGGGUGGGAGGGCGGCUGUUCCUGUGAAGAAGGAAGUCCCAGAACAAACGGGAACACGAUUUCAACUUGUGACGGACGCUGAGGAGGAAAAGACCGCGGAUAUCAACCAAACAUUGAGUCAAAAACGCAUGACACAAGGUAAAUCGAUCAAGAAUCCGCAUCCUAAACGCGCGGUACGGAUUAGUCUACGAUUGUACAUACACAACAAUGUGACAUCGAUAUUUCCUUGGACGCUGAUACUUUUUGAAUGCAAGGUCCGCUGUUGGACCCAGAGAGGCCACUGA